Cyprinus carpio (common carp) is the source of this 1706-nucleotide messenger RNA. It is a transcript of the gene map6d1, whose product is annotated as MAP6 domain containing 1. Gene Ontology annotation, molecular function: microtubule binding; calmodulin binding. Gene Ontology annotation, biological process: cytoskeleton-dependent intracellular transport; microtubule cytoskeleton organization; regulation of microtubule cytoskeleton organization. The record is from RefSeq and is a predicted model, not a curated record. Gene Ontology annotation, cellular component: cis-Golgi network; Golgi-associated vesicle; microtubule. Lineage: Eukaryota; Metazoa; Chordata; Actinopteri; Cypriniformes; Cyprinidae.
UGUUCGCAUUCCUUCAUGUAAUCGAGCACUUCGUCGCUUUUCUGUGUUUUCUUUCUUUUUGUUUUGCUUUUUGGUUUGGUUUGUUUCCUAGCAAUGGCUUGGCCGUGCAUCAGCAGAGUGUGCUGCUUGGCUCGGUUCUGGAACCAGUUCGAUAAAUCGGAUUUGUCGGUUCCGCUAACGGUUCAGAACUACUCUGACAUCGCGGAGCAGGAGGUGCGAUCCGUCACCAAACUCGUUUCCACGGAACGGGCGCCGAGCGUCGACUUCGUAACGCCGGAUCAUGCGGCGGGUGUCCGGCGGCCGCACCGGGGACGCACGGAAACGAGUUAUAAACCCCGCGAGGACUACCAUCCCCCGGGUGUGCCUUUCACGAGCGUCACCCAGUACAAACAGGAUUAUAAACCCUGGCCCAUCCCGAAGAAGGAUAACUUUCCCUGGAUUAGUAACGGAGGGAAAGGCGGCACUUUAACGGAGAGCCCGGUGAACGGUUACUCUAACGGCACGAGUCAUCCGCGGGCGGACAGACAGGAGCGCAGCGGGAGGCAGAGAGGAGGAGAUCAGCUCAGCUCAUACAGGCAGGAGUACCAGCCGUGGUCUGGAGCCCGGCCGCCAAAGCCUGCCCACAAACGGCCCACCUUCCUGGGUAAAGGUGCUGACGAGCCCCCACCGGAGACAAGCUACCAGGCGGCUUUCAGCCCAGACACACACAGACAAAUUGACGCCGGCGUACCAGAGACCAGCGCUCACACGCAGACAGAGAGAGCACACUCACACAGGACAGACAUCAGCAUGAAACCAGAGGAGCAGAAGACUAAGCUGUCACCAAACCCAUCUGCCGUCUUUGAAAGCAAAUCUAGGAUCUUCAACAUAUGAUCCAUCAACGCUCCGCACAUAAAGAUCCACAUUCACGUCUGAUUCAGCCUUUCACUAGAAGAGGAGACCAUUUUAAAGAACUGUCGAGAGACACCUGAAUGCUGAGAAACUGGAGUUAAUCUGAGAGACUAAGAUUGUCAGAGGAGAAGAAUGCUUUAGGAUGAAUAGAGAUGUGUUCAAUGCAAUUGAAAAUGCUUACGAAAAGCAAAACCAGUAUGGGAUUCUCUAAAUCAUUCCACUGAGGAAAUUACAGAACCAGAGGACGUUUGCUAGAAAUUUACACAAAGUAAAAUCUAUGCAAGGGAAUGUAUGCUUCAAAUGUCAACCAUCUACUAGAAGGAUAUGUUUGUAAUACAGGUUUAAGUGUGUGUGAGACAUAAAAAUGUGUGAUUGGGAAAGUUUUCACGCCUCAAUUUCUGCUGACCUUACUCUGUCCCAGCUGAAUGAAUACCUGCAUGUUUCAUAAUCGUUUUCUGAAUUAACUGAAUAUGCAACAUUUAAAAAAGGAACAAAAUGUAAUCUGGUAACUCAGUGUCUGGGUGUAUGUGUGUGCGUGUCCUGUACAAGCCUAUAGUUAAUGACAUGAUUUUGUAUAUAGUGAUGUUGGUCUGCCUUUAUUGAUCUGUUAAUGUCUGCUGAGGACGCCAGGUGCUUCUUAUCUUCAUUUUCUCGCUCCACAUUCUGCUAGCCCUUUAUGAACCCAUAUAAAGACUAGAACAUUAUGAAUCUUUCACUGAAUUGGAGGCUGUCCAAGUUUUUGUAAAUUUGGUUUAGACAUAAAUGGGGAAAAUACUUAAACUGUUUAAAUAAAAAUGACAUUUGUUUCCACAUUA